Rhinolophus ferrumequinum (greater horseshoe bat) is the source of this 685-nucleotide messenger RNA. RefSeq names its product mitochondrial ribosomal protein L27 (gene MRPL27). Gene Ontology annotation, molecular function: structural constituent of ribosome. The coding region runs from base 205 to 612 and encodes 135 amino acids. Lineage: Eukaryota; Metazoa; Chordata; Mammalia; Chiroptera; Rhinolophidae. Gene Ontology annotation, cellular component: mitochondrial large ribosomal subunit; ribosome. Gene Ontology annotation, biological process: translation. The transcript is spliced from 4 exons. The record is from RefSeq and is a predicted model, not a curated record.
GGCUGUCGCUGAUCACGUGACACAUGUAGGGCGCCGAUCCCUGGAUGGUUGGUCGAGGAACACGUGUCCUUCCCGUGCUUGGCGUGCAAGUAUAGCUCCCCUAGCGGUUGAUGAAGUAGGCUCGCCGCUUCCCCUGUCUGGGUUUGUUUGGAUGAUUCUUGCAUCUAUAAGAAUGGGUUACUAACUGGCACACUGGAGCUGAAAAUGACGGCCCUGCUGAGCCCCCCUCAGGCUGCAGCUCUUGCCGUCAGAUAUGCAUCCAAGAAGACAGGUGGCAGCUCCAAAAACCUUGGUGGAAAGUCACCAGGCAAACGCUUUGGCCUCAAGAAAAUGGAGGGUCACUAUGUUCAUGCUGGCAACAUCAUUGCGACUCAGCGCCACUUCCGCUGGCACCCAGGUGCCCAUGUGGGGCUGGGGAAGAAGAAGUAUCUGUACGCUCUGGAGGAGGGCGUCGUCCGCUUCACUAAAGAGGUCUACGUGCCCAACCCCAGCAACUCGGAGGCUGUGGAUCUGGUCACCAGGCUGCCCAAGGGUGCUGUGCUCUACAAGACGUUUGUCCACGUGGUUCCUGCCAAGCCUGAGGGCUCCUUCAAGCUGGUAGCUAUGCUUUGAGCUCCUGGUGGAGGCCACUGGACAGAGACUGGAGUCCAGGUACCAGGAGCAGGUGGUACCAGAAGUCAGGGGU